Prunus persica (peach) is the source of this 1994-nucleotide messenger RNA. Its product is annotated as TMV resistance protein N. The coding region runs from base 297 to 1994 and encodes 565 amino acids. The transcript has 4 exons. Gene Ontology annotation, biological process: signal transduction; defense response. Lineage: Eukaryota; Viridiplantae; Streptophyta; Magnoliopsida; Rosales; Rosaceae. Gene Ontology annotation, molecular function: ADP binding. The record is from RefSeq and is a predicted model, not a curated record.
CCCCUGCCAAGCUAAAAUAACUACGAAAUAACUCCUUCAGCUCAAGCGUUCAACGUACAAUCGUUCUCUGUAGUACCAAUUAAUGGGUGACAGGACAUCCAUUGAAGCCCCCUCCUCAAGUACUUGGAAGUACCGAGUGUUUUUGGGCUUUAGAGGUGAAGACACACGCAAGGGCUUCACAGGCCACCUCCACGCCGCAUUAUCUGAUGCCGGAAUCCGAGACUUUCUUCACGACAACGAGCUAGAAAGAGCGAAAUUUAUAAAAAAACCAACUGGAGCAGGCAAUCCACGGGUCCAUGAUCUCCAUAAUCGUCUUCUCAAAGCGGUAUGCCGAUUCCAGUUGGUGUCUUGAUGAGCUGGUGAAGAUCAUGGAGUGUAGAGAGAGAUUGGGGCAAAAGGUUAUUCCAUUGUUCUAUAAUGUUGAUCCUUCAGAUGUCCGGAAACAGACUGGUAGUUUUGCACAAGCAUUUGAGAAACAUGAAGCGGGCAUCUGUGAAGGUAAACAUGAGAAAGAAAAGGUACAGCGGUGGAGAAAUGCUCUCAAUCAAGCUGCAGAUUUGUGUGGGGAAGAUCUUAAAAAUGCUGACAGUGGGCAUGAAGCAAAGUUUAUCAAGAAAAUUCUUGGGGAGGUUAAUAAGCAGUUGCACAACAAAUACCAAUUAGACAUCGAACACCUUGUUGGAAUUACUUCUCGGCUGAACGAUGUUGUUCGCAUGAUUGAUAUUGAAAAUUCAGGUUCUAAGGAUGUUGUUCGCAUGAUUGGUAUUUUGGGGAUGGGCGGCAUUGGAAAAACAACGCUUGCCAAAACCAUUUAUAACAAAUUUGAACGUAUCUUUGAGGGUAGGAGUUUCCUUGCAAACGUGAGGGAAGUAAUUGCACACCAACCCAUUAAUGGUCUGGUUGGUUUGCAAGAACAACUUCUAAAUGAUAUCUUGAAAAACGAGGGCAUAAAGGUUGGCUCUGUUGCUAAAGGGACCGAGAUGAUAAAAAAAAGACUUCCUUGUAAAAGAGCACUUGUCAUAAUUGACGAUGUAGAUGAUCUACAGCAACUAGAAGAAAUAGCUAGAGCUCGUGAUUGGUUUGGUCCUGGGAGUAGAAUUAUUAUAACAACAAGAAAUAAACAUUUGCUAGUCCAAGUUGGAGUGGACAGCACAUAUGUGGCUGAAGAAAUGGAUGAGGAAGAAGCUCUAGAGCUCUUUAGUUGGCAUGCCUUCAAAAGAGGUUAUCCUGAUCAAGAAUACCUUGACCUCUCAAAACGUGUAAUUCGUUACUGUCAAGGCUUGCCACUAGCACUUCGAGUUGUAGGGUCUUUUUUGAUUAAAAGAACCGCAUUAGAAUGGGAAAGCCAAUUGGAGAGAUUGGAAAGAAGUCCUCAUGAAGCAAUUACAAAAAUACUGAGAAUAAGCUUUGACGGGCUACCUGACCGUAUAGACAGAAGUACAUUCCUUGAUAUAUCUUGUUUCUUUAUUGGAAUGGACAAGGAAUAUGUCACACAAAUAUUAGAUGGAUGUGGCUUUUCUGCAACGCUAGGAAUCCCUAUCCUCAUUGAACGGUGCCUUGUAACUGUUAGUGAGCAAAACAAGCUGAUGAUGCAUGAUUUGCUUCGAGACAUGGGAAGAGAGAUCGUUUAUGAAAAUGCCGACGGUCACCCUGAAAAUUUUAGUAGAUUGUGGAAACGUGAAGAUGUAACAGAUAUAUUGAGCGAUAAAUCUGGAACUAAAAAAAUUGGAGGAGUUGCUCUAGAUUCGGAUCUAGAUAUGACUAGAUUCAGUGCACAAGCAUUUACCAACAUGAAAAAACUGAGGUUACUCCACCUCAGCAGAGUAGAGCUCACUGGAGAGUUCAAAGAUUUUCCCAAAAAUUUAAUGUGGUUGAGCUGGCAUUAUUUUCCUUUAGAGUCCAUGCCAGAUGACUUUCCUAUGCAACCAAAACUAGUUGUUCUAGACCUGCAGUAUAACUCACUCAAAAUACUUUGGAAGGAUUGCAAGGUAUAA